Molecule: messenger RNA, 763 nt
Organism: Salvia hispanica
Lineage: Eukaryota; Viridiplantae; Streptophyta; Magnoliopsida; Lamiales; Lamiaceae
Source: RefSeq, a predicted model, not a curated record
AUCAUUUCAUUCUUCUUCUCCUCCCCCUCUCUCUCUCAUGUUCUCUCUCACUCCCAAUCUAACCCUAACCUAAUUCAAUUUUCCCCCCAAAAUUCCCCCAAUCCAUGGACACCGCCGUCUGCUUCUCCCCUUCCUCCACCUCCUCCUCCUCCUCCGAGCCCCCAAUCAAGCGCAAGCUCCCCGCCGAGAAGCCCUACCGCGGCAUCCGCAUGCGCAAGUGGGGCAAAUGGGUCGCCGAAAUCCGAGAGCCCAACAAGCGCUCCCGCAUCUGGCUCGGCUCCUACUCCACCCCAAUCGCCGCCGCCCGCGCCUACGACACCGCCGUCUUCCACCUCCGCGGCCCCUCCGGCCGCCUCAAUUUCCCCGAAUCCGCCCCCGACUACGCCGCCGACCUCCAGAAGGACCUCUCCGCCGCCGCCAUCCGCAAAAAAGCCACCGAGGUCGGCGCCAGAUUCGACGCCAUGAUCGCCGCCGGCCGCGCCCCCGCCGCCCCCAUCAAAUCGGCCCGGCCCGACCACAAGCCCGAUUUGAAUGAGUAUCCGAGUCCCGAGUCUUCGGAGGAGAAUUGAGUUUGUUUUUUUUUGGGGGAUUUUUUAUUUUAAAAAAGAAAAGAAAAAGAAAAGGAGAUGUAUAUCUAUAAGGGGAAAUUGGAUUAUAGAGAAAAAAUCUUGCUUUGGUUUAAAAUUUUAGUUUGGUGAUUAUUGGAGAUUAAAUUGUAUAAUUCUUAGUUGGAUUAGCAAUGGGAAUUGAUUUUGUCGUUUUC